This is a messenger RNA of Onychomys torridus (southern grasshopper mouse), 3611 nucleotides long. Its product is annotated as zinc finger protein with KRAB and SCAN domains 3. Bases 1129 to 2790 code for a protein of 553 amino acids. Gene Ontology annotation, biological process: regulation of transcription by RNA polymerase II. The transcript is spliced from 5 exons. Gene Ontology annotation, molecular function: RNA polymerase II cis-regulatory region sequence-specific DNA binding; DNA-binding transcription factor activity, RNA polymerase II-specific. The record is from RefSeq and is a predicted model, not a curated record. Lineage: Eukaryota; Metazoa; Chordata; Mammalia; Rodentia; Cricetidae.
CCAGCCCUUAGGUUCUUCCUUUUAAAUGAAUUUUACAUGUUAGGAUUUGGAAGGGAAUGGACGGAUUGCUCUCAGAGAGCUUUCCUUAUUUUCCAGAUGUAGAAAACAAGAUUUAUCUUUCAUAAUGCUAGUGUGACCAUUACAGAAGUCUGCACCCUCAUUAUUUCAUUACACUAGAACACACUCCUUUCCGGAAGAAACCACAUUUUUCAGAUAUGGUUUGGUUUGUGAGUACUGAUUAUGCCAUGGCCUAAAUGCUGUCCUGUUUGCAAAGUUAUUCUGCCAAACAAAUUAGUCCAAUAUAUUUUCAAUUCACUCUUAAGUUCUCAUGGCAUGGACUGAAUGCAGCCAGAUUCUUUGCCAGGAUGUAAAUGUAAACAGAUUCUAUUCCCGUUCCUGAAAAGUCUGUAUUCUACUCUAAAACCCCAUCAGCUGGUGUCCACUGCUUACAUGUUUCUGGCAUUCUGGAAUUCCCAACCCUCACCAGAAUGGCCUGUUAAACUUUACUUACAUCCAUCUAGGGCUUUAGCCUGUAGCUCCAAACUCUGGCGUUCCUCUCCAUAAACCAGUCCAUAGAUAGAAACACAGUCAAGUGUGUCACCGCAGUGGCUCUUCUCGGGUCUAGUUGUCGGUACUUUCUCAUCGCUGUGACAAAGUCCUCGACAGAAGCCAGCAGAGGAAGGGCUUCUCUUGCUUGGCAGUUUGACGUACGGUUCAACAUGGCGGCGGCGGCAGCGACUCCCAUUGUCUGUAGUGAGCAAGCAGAGGUGAAUCCUGGUGUUCCACUGGCUCUCUCCUUUUUGUGUGGGACCGGAGCCUGUGGAAUGAGGCCACCCAUAGUCACGGUGGAUCUUCUGACUUAAGUUUAGCCUCUCCAGAACACCCUCACAGAUAUUCGUAGUUGAUUCUAAGUCCUCCAAGAUGGUACAGAAUGAAAGAAAGCUACAGAGGCAUUUGAACAAGUGGAUCUCCUCAGUUGUUCCAUGGCAGUUUCCCCGGGGUCCUGGGCAUAGGAGGAGGGGAGCAUUUGCAACUACAAGUGGCUCAUAGUCAUCUCCACCUCUCAGUAGUCUUUUGCAGAAAUACAACUCCCAGCUACAGUGAACCGGAAGAACGACUUGGCCCGGGAUGGCUAGAGAAUCAAGGGAAAGCACAACCCUGGACUCGCACUCUGCAGAGGACCAGAUGGAGUUACUGGUCAUAAAGGUGGAACAGGAAGAGGCCUCCCCCUUGGCAGAGGAGGCCAGCUGGCUGGGCAGCCCUGGGCCCGACCGCUCCCGCCAGCGCUUCCGCGCUUUCCGCUACCCAGAGGCCGCUGGGCCCCGGCAGGCGCUGAGCCGGCUCCGGGAGCUCUGCAGACAGUGGCUGCGGCCAGAUAUGCACAGCAAGGAGCAGAUCCUGGAGCUGCUGGUGCUGGAGCAGUUCCUGACCAUCCUGCCAGGGGAGCUGCAGGCCUGGGUGCGCGAGCAGCACCCUGACAGCGGGGAGGAGGUGGUGGCGCUGCUGGAGUACUUGGAGAGGCAGCUGGACGACACGCCUCCACAGGUUCCAGAUGAUGACGAUGGGCAGGAACUCCUUUGUUCCAAGGCAGUACUGUUGACGUCAGCUCAGGGCUCAGAAAGUAGCCAGAUGGAACCCAUGGAGCCUCUGCUUAAGCAGGAGUCUUUGGGAUCCCUGUCCUCAGAAGUCAGAGUCACCCAAGGGGGCCACUGCGGAGAAGAUGGAGUGACAGCUCCCAGGCUCACUUCAGAGUUGCAGGGGUUGCUGAAAAUGGAAGAUGUAGCCCCAGCCCUUUCCCCCAGAUGGACAGAGCAGGAUUCAUGUCAGAUGAACCUCUACAAAGACGAAAUGCAGGAGAACUCUGGCAGCUUGGUUUCCCUAGAUCAGGAGAUGCAGACUAAAAUUAGGGACUUGCCGCCAGCUGAGGAAUACACAGAACAAAAGCCUGAGCAGACACUGUGCUACUUGGGUGAAGACACUGCUCAGAUUCCUGCAGGUGCAGAAGCCAGUGAGCAGGAAGGCAAGUCACAGACAACACAGAAAAGUGCCACCGGAAAUAGGCGGUUCUAUUGCCGUGAAUGUGGAAAGAGUUUUGCUCAGAGUUCAGGCCUAAGUAAACACAAAAGAAUCCACACUGGAUUGAAACCCUAUGAAUGUGAGGAGUGUGGCAAAGCCUUCAUUGGAAGCUCAGCUCUCAUCAUUCAUCAGAGAGUUCACACUGGCGAGAAGCCAUAUGAGUGUGAAGAAUGUGGCAAGGCCUUCAGUCACAGCUCAGAUCUCAUCAAGCACCAGAGAACCCACACUGGGGAAAAGCCCUAUGAGUGUGACGACUGUGGGAAAACCUUCACCCAGAGCUGCAGCCUCCUUGAACAUCACAGAAUUCACACUGGAGAGAAGCCAUACCAGUGCAAUAUGUGUCCCAAAGCCUUUCGGCGUAGCUCACAUCUCCUGAGACAUCAGAGGACCCACACUGGGGAUAAAGAUUUUUUUGUUCCAGAACCCUACUGGGAAAGUCAGAGUAGGGUGGAAAGCCAUUGGGAAAAUAUUGAAACUCCUGUAUCUUAUCAAUGCAAUGAGUGUGAGAGAAGUUUCAGUAGGAUUACAAGCCUUAUUGAACACCAGAAAGUACACACUGGUGAGAAACCUUUUGAGUGCAAAACAUGUGGAAAAGGCUUCACCCGACCUUCAUACCUUAUUCAGCAUCAGAGAAGACACACAGGGAAGAAACCUUCUGUCACAGUGACCCCUGCUGUACAUUCCGAAGUUGGUGUUCAACUGUCGUUGAAUUGAAGCCUCCCUUGAGCCCCUACUGACUGCAGAAGUCGUAGGCUGGGGCUCUAUUUAAUAAUGCACAUCCUCAGAUACUAGGGAUCUGGCUGAGACUCAUUAUCUUCUACAUGCUAGAAGGUAACUAAAGAAAAACAACAAAUCUUAUUUCAUAGGAGGUUAUGAGAAAGAGUUGACUGUAAGAGUUCUCACCCAUGGAAUCAAAUGGGCUUCCUGACUGGCAGAUUGCCUUCCCUUGGCCUGCAUCUCAGGUCUCCUGAGGGAUGCUUAUGCUUUGGGGGCGUUACUCUGACCCUUUAUUAGGCUAAUGAGCCCUUCAUAAGUGGUCAGACUUGGAAAUCUUAUGUCCUGCUUUGUGCCUUGUAUACAGGUGCUAAUUAAUAAACAUUUAUUAAAUAUACUGGUGAGAUUUCCUGCAUAGCUCUGAAAACCCAUUAUUAUCUGGAAAAUUUCACCAAGGCCAUUUGUAUAUCUUUAAAAAAAAAAAAAAAAAAAAAAAAGAUGUUUUAGAUUGAGUCAAUGUAGUACUGCUUUGUUUUUGUUUUUGAUUUUUGCCAAGUACCCUGACUUGUCAGGGGAGGGGUAAAGGUGAGGUUAUUGUGCUAGAAUCCUUUAAUUCUUUACCUAAUUUGGAAUUCUGUGAGAGUGCCUUAAACAGCUUCCUUAGCAUUAAGUCAUUGUGAAUGUGCCACCCAUGGAAUUCCACUAAUAUUUUUUUUCUGUUAAUUUUGUUACUCUUGGGAGAAAAAAACCAACCAAACAAAAACCCUUUCCUACUCAUGUAGUGUGAAAAGCAGUUUCAGAAUAAAGUGAUCAAUGUCUAA